Stylonychia lemnae is the source of this 888-nucleotide messenger RNA. NCBI's taxonomy places the organism in Eukaryota, Ciliophora, Spirotrichea, Sporadotrichida, Oxytrichidae. The record is from the annotation of a GenBank genome assembly.
AUGGUAUUAACCAAUUGCCUUAAAUUAAGAAUCAAAACUGCAGUGCUUGCAAUCUUUGCAAUCGAUAUAAGUUCUCUCUUUUUCCAUCUAGGAAACCUGAGUGUGGCCUUAUUGAUAAAGUAUGAUGAAUCUUUCAUUGAAAAAGAGAUGAGCUAAGCUAAAUCUGAUUAUAAAUCAGACCAUAAAUAAGCAAAAGUUGAUGAAAGUGAAAUAGAGUUUUUGGCCAGUUGCUCACUGAGCGUUAUAAUUUUUGCUGGAGUUCUCAUAACCGCUCUCUAUUUCUUGAGAAUAGCUGCUUUUAUUCUCAUGAGAGUUUAUUGCGAUGACUAUUAGAGAAGAAAAACCUGUUACAAAAUAAGAUUGGCUACGUCAGUUGCACUGGUGAUUCUUGUAUCUAGUAUAAUUGCUAUCAAUUCUAUUCUAAUGAAAAAGAGUCACGGAAUUACUUCUUUCAUAAAUGUACCUGCUAUCUGGUUCUAUGGUUUUAUCUUAAUAUACUGUGUUGGAUUAGAUUUUUACUUCAGCUUCCUUUACGAGAAAUACUUUAAAAAAUCAAUUAAUAAAGCACCAGCAGCUCAAAGAAGGUUGCGUAGACUUGGUCUUGAUUCUGUUUAGAACCCAAAUUCGCCUCCCUUCAAUCCAACUUUGAAAUAUCUAGAAAAAGUAUUCCAUGGGAAAAGUGAUGGCUAAGAAAACGAUUCUACUGACACUUCAAACAAUAAUAGUCCAUAAGGUUCUUAAAAUGGAAAUUAUUUGGAAUCGGUCUUUUCAAUCAGAACAAACCAAGAGGAUGAUGAUUAAUAAAUGUUCUAUGAAAGCAGAGUGACCUUUGGACCCACCAGUGGAUUCCAAAAGAAACUCAGCUAUGAAGAAGUUGUACACGUUUGA